This is a messenger RNA of Strongylocentrotus purpuratus (purple sea urchin), 1214 nucleotides long. Its product is annotated as serine/threonine-protein kinase 16. The record is from RefSeq and is a predicted model, not a curated record. The transcript has 8 exons. Gene Ontology annotation, molecular function: ATP binding; protein serine/threonine kinase activity. Gene Ontology annotation, cellular component: cytoplasm; Golgi apparatus. NCBI's taxonomy places the organism in Eukaryota, Metazoa, Echinodermata, Echinoidea, Camarodonta, Strongylocentrotidae. Gene Ontology annotation, biological process: protein phosphorylation. Bases 187 to 1128 code for a protein of 313 amino acids.
ACAGCAACUUUGGGGUCCGUGCGGACGGUACGUGUCACGCAGCUCAGAAAGCUAAACACAGCUGAUUUGUUAACAACACACGCCGAAUUUAGCGGGUGGGACUGACAUAACCUGAGAAAGGCUAGCAGACUUCUUUUCUGAUUUCUUCGUUUCUCAUGCCUGCAAAUUGUCAGUGAAUCAUAUAAAAUGGGUUGUACGUGCACCAAGGACCGGGUAACGGUUGGAGGGAGGCGAUUUUACGUCAUGAAACGGCUAGGAGAAGGUGGCUUCAGCGUAGUGGAUCAAGUAGAAGAUGAAGUGGGUGAGAAGUUUGCUCUGAAGCGUAUUCAAUGCCAUGGAGCUGAAGAUGACAGACAAGCGAAGAAGGAGGCUGAAUACCAUUGUCAAUUCAAACAUAAAAACCUCAUCGGACUAGAGGAAUGGGGCUCGGUUAAAGGAAAGGAAGGAGUUACAGAGAUUCUUUUGGUGCUGCCAUUAUUAAGGUAUAAUAUUCUUUUGGGGCUGCCAUUAUUUAAGAGAGGAACAUUGCAAGAUGAACUGGAUAAGAUGAAAGCUGAUGGAAGGUGUAUGGCUGAAGAGAGGAUCUGGAGGAUAUUCAAAGGCGUAUGUGAAGGGAUCAAAGCAUUACACACAGCCAAACCCAAGCCACUAGCUCACAGAGACAUGAAGCCAGGUAAUGUAAUGUUAGCUGAGGAUGAUACACCAGUUAUAAUGGACUUUGGAUCUAUGGGGGAAGCAAGGAUAGAGGUCAAAGGUCGCUCCGAGGCAUGUGCUCUACAGGAUCUAGCUGCUGAGAAGUGUAGUAUGUUAUUCCGAGCUCCAGAGCUUUUCCAUGUAGACAGUCAUUGCAUCGUGGAAGAGAAAGUAGAUAUCUGGUCUCUAGGUUGUGUACUCUUCAACAUGGCAUAUCUUCACUCACCGUUUGAACCUAUCUAUGCGAGAGGAGAUAGCAUCCAUUUAGCAGUACUCGGUAGGAAUUUCAAAUUCCCUGAAAACUCAAGGUAUUCCCAAGGUCUUCAGGACACUGUUUCGGGUAUGCUAGUUGUAGAAGCUGUAGAGAGACCAAACAUAGACUGGGUCCUAAACAAAACCACUGAGGGACAACUCAACAUGGAAAAUAGAAUAUAGACUCAACAGGGGACUAGUCUAAGUUUGUUUCCGUUCUAGUCCAAUCAACAGGCCGCUAUUGUAACAGGACUAUUAAACAAAGCUAC